Molecule: messenger RNA, 2374 nt
Organism: Crotalus tigris (Tiger rattlesnake)
Lineage: Eukaryota; Metazoa; Chordata; Lepidosauria; Squamata; Viperidae
Gene: GTF2B
Product: general transcription factor IIB
Exons: 7
Coding region: 135-1085 (316 amino acids)
Biological process (GO): transcription initiation at RNA polymerase II promoter; transcription preinitiation complex assembly
Cellular component (GO): transcription preinitiation complex; nucleus
Molecular function (GO): TBP-class protein binding; RNA polymerase II general transcription initiation factor activity
Source: RefSeq, a predicted model, not a curated record
AAAGCGCGUUCCUUUGCUUUUUGACUUUUUCGGCUUUCCGUCGACUAGGCCUGGGCGAGUUCCGCCCACCGGAGCUUUGGCUUAAAUAGGAAACCAGUCCGUCUGCCCGCAGGAGUCGGUGCGGAGGAAGCAAGAUGGCGUCCACGAGCCGCUUGGACGUUCUGCCUAGAGUGACAUGUCCAAACCACCCAGAUUCUACUUUAGUAGAAGAUUAUAGAGCUGGAGACAUGAUUUGUCCAGAAUGUGGACUCGUCGUAGGUGACAGAGUAAUAGAUGUGGGGUCAGAAUGGCGAACAUUCAGCAAUGACAAAGCAACUAAAGACCCGUCUCGAGUUGGAGAUACCCAGAAUCCUCUCCUUAGUGAUGGAGAUUUGACUACAAUGAUUGGCAAAGGGACAGGCGCGGCCAGCUUUGAUGAAUUUGGGAAUUCAAAGUAUCAAAAUCGUCGCACCAUGAGCAGUUUUGACCGUGCAAUGAUGAACGCCUUCAAGGAAAUCGCUAGCAUGGCUGACAGGAUCAACCUGCCCCGCAAUAUAGUGGAUCGAACAAAUAAUUUAUUUAAGCAAGUGUAUGAGCAGAAGAGCCUGAAGGGGAGAAGUAACGAUGCCAUUGCAUCAGCUUGUCUCUACAUUGCUUGCAGACAAGAGGGAGUUCCUAGGACAUUUAAAGAAAUAUGUGCUGUUUCCAGAAUUUCCAAAAAAGAAAUAGGCCGGUGUUUCAAACUCAUCUUGAAAGCUUUAGAAACAAGUGUGGAUUUGAUCACUACUGGAGAUUUCAUGUCCAGAUUUUGUUCAAACUUGGGCCUCCCUAAGCAAGUCCAGAUGGCCGCAACACACAUUGCGCGUAAAGCUGUGGAAUUAGAUUUAGUUCCUGGAAGGAGUCCUAUCUCGGUGGCAGCUGCUGCUAUUUAUAUGGCUUCCCAAGCCUCGGCUGAAAAGAGAACACAGAAAGAAAUUGGAGACAUUGCCGGUGUAGCUGAUGUUACAAUAAGACAGUCAUAUAGGCUGAUUUAUCCACGUGCUCCAGACCUUUUCCCAGCAGAUUUCAGAUUUGACACACCAGUGGACAAACUGCCUCAGCUGUGAAACUUCAAAGACCCUGCAAAAUAAUUUUUGACUUAGAAAAGCACUAAGCAUAUAAAAGCAGUCCUGUCAAGCCUUCAGUUGCAGGACUGGUGAAAAGAGAUGGAAAAGCUGAUUGGAUGAAGUGGAGCACACAUUCCAGAUGUAAACAAAAUAAUUUUGUGGCAUUUUUAUGUAUAUAUUAGUGAAUGUAAGUAUUUAACAACCAUUGCAGCAAAUUUAAUUUUCUAUUCUGUGUAUUUAGAUUUCUUUCAUAGAGAUCUGGUAAAACGUAUUUUGAAAAAUAUUUCAAAUCAGAAUAAACUGUUUUCCAAAAACAGUACUGACCUACAAGUUUUACUGUAUGUAACUUUGUUCUAAAUAAAUAUCCAAGUGGAAAAUGUAAUCUUUAACAUUUGUUCAGUUUUCCUAAUUAGAUGCCGUACAUGGAUUUUACAUUGUUUCUUGAUAACUCUUAGUUAAUUAUAAUGGGAAGUUUUAAUUCAGAGAAAAUAUAGUUCGUACGAUAAUAAAAAUACUUGCAGAAAAUUUUCUAUUCACCUUAGGAAAAGAUUUAACAAUGUCAAGUUUACACUCUGAUUCAUUCUAUUUAAAAUCCCAUAAAUCAAGAGCAUGUCUCUUCAUUACCUUGUGUGGCUACUUGAAAAAAGAAUUCAUAUUACGUUCCUGGUCUCUGUCAGAAGAGGGAGAUUUUUCUGUUGCUGAAUUUUGAAUAGAAAUGGGACAAUCAACCGUUUCUCUUUUCACACAGCCAGGACCAAUUUUUCAGUCAGUGAUGAUGAUAGUCUAGUUAAAAACAAGUGGACUAUUAACUAAGGCAUUGAAAGUAGUUGAGUAUGCUUUGAACCAUGGUUGAACAGGAAGGAAGCUGUUCUUCACCCUACAUGUUCAAAUGUUUGUCUCCAACUUGAUAUUCCAGCAGCUCCCUGCUGCCAUUAUUUUCUUUAGCAGAGCUGGUCAGUUUAACUACUGAAACACAGCUGAGAAGAAAACAGCAGUUGUGUGUGGUGUGUGUGUAGGGAGUUCCAUAGCCCCUCCAGGCCAUUGAGAUGGAACUGGGAAAAUGUAUACUUUGAUUUAAGCGUUAUGCAGCUUUUAGGUGAAUUAGAAAUCGAAUCUUUACAAAAUCAGGUUUAGUCCUUUUUUUUUGAGUGGGGAUGUCCACUUGCCGCUUCAACUGCUAUAACAACACGGCAGAGCUCAUGAUAAUUUUUUAAAAAUUAAUUUUAAGUCUGCACAGUACAAAGCUUUACAAUGUAUAUUAAAAAUAAAAUUAAUCCUGGAGGCUCAUA